AUGCCGUGGGUCUCGUGUUCUCCCAGCUCAUCUACCCACUCCUCUCCGGUCAGACGAGUCCAGGGCCCGGACAUGAACUCCCAGCAGACACCGCAGGCUCGGAGGUUCCCCAUAGAGGCAGGCGACUGUCCCAGCUCAGCUGUGCCUCCCGAAACGCAGGAGCCGGUAGGCGCUGAGCGGUCUGUGGGAAGGCAGCUGCGGCGAUGCCCCGGCAGCCACUGCCUGACGCUGCCCAACGUCCCCAUUGACGUCUUCAUCGCCAUGGGAGGGAGCGGCAGGCCUCGCACCACCUAACGCCCCCCGCGCCAGCGCCGCGCCGGCCGC
Harpia harpyja (harpy eagle) is the source of this 324-nucleotide messenger RNA. It is a transcript of the gene FAM229A, whose product is annotated as family with sequence similarity 229 member A. The coding region runs from base 1 to 294 and encodes 97 amino acids. The record is from RefSeq and is a predicted model, not a curated record. The transcript is spliced from 3 exons. NCBI's taxonomy places the organism in Eukaryota, Metazoa, Chordata, Aves, Accipitriformes, Accipitridae.